Messenger RNA from Glycine soja, 918 nucleotides. RefSeq names its product photosystem II core complex proteins psbY, chloroplastic-like. Lineage: Eukaryota; Viridiplantae; Streptophyta; Magnoliopsida; Fabales; Fabaceae. Gene Ontology annotation, biological process: photosynthesis; cell redox homeostasis. Gene Ontology annotation, molecular function: manganese ion binding. The record is from RefSeq and is a predicted model, not a curated record. Gene Ontology annotation, cellular component: chloroplast thylakoid; membrane; photosystem II. The coding region runs from base 187 to 765 and encodes 192 amino acids. The transcript has a single exon.
GGAAAUGUCAUCUAUCCCCCAAUUCGGAUAAGAGAAGAAUCUAGAAACCAGAAUACCAUUGGACCUCGUUUCUCCAACGUGGCUUUUUCCAAACGCUAAAUUGCUACUCCAACACUCUGAGCCACGUUCCCCAUCUCUGCCACUGCCAUCAGCAUUCUCAACACCUCCUCCCUCACUCACUCAUCAAUGGCAUCAACAAUAUCAGCAAUGGCCAUGAUCAACGCCAAAUGCGUCAACCCAAAGUUCCCCAACCCCACCAAGCUCGUACCAUCAAAACCUUCCCUUCAGGUCAACCUUCCAAAGGGCCUAAUAGCCUCACCCGAAAACACCAAACUUUCCACUGCGACAGCAAUCGCAGGAGCAAUAUUCACAACCCUCGGAACCUGCGACGCCGCUUUCGCCGUUCAACAAAUAGCCGACAUAGCAGAAGGCGACAACCGCGGUCUGGCACUGUUGCUGCCCAUAAUUCCUGCAAUAGGGUGGGUUCUGUUCAACAUUCUGCAGCCGGCGCUGAACCAACUGAACCGCAUGCGCAGCACCAAAGGCGUGAUCAUUGGGUUGGGGCUUGGCGGCUUGGCUGGCUUGGUGGCUGCGCCGCAUGCAUCGGCGGCGGCGGCUUCUGAAGUGGCGGCGAUGGCUGAAGCUGCCUCGAACGACAACAGGGGACAGCUUCUGCUGUUUGUGGUUACGCCGGCUAUUGCUUGGGUUCUUUACAACAUCUUGCAGCCUGCUCUUAACCAGCUCAACAGGAUGAGAUCCCAGUGAUUUAAUGUUUGUGAAAUUUAAAUAGGGAAGGGGCUUAAUUAAAUGCUGUGGGAUAUCAAUUAUCAUCAUAUGAUCAUACUAAUAGUUUUCAUGUAACUUGCUUCCUGCAACUUGUAUCUAAUGCUAUAUCCGCUUUUCUUUUAUUAUCUUCCA